CCACUUUUCCCUCCUGCCCUUUGGUACCCAAGCAAACUUAAAUAGCUUUCAUUCAAUUGUCUCUUCACUUUACAUGGCUAUUCUUAGCAUGGAAUAAUUCAGUAUGCUGGUCUACCAAUGGCAAACAGUUGUUGUCAUAAGUGCGGGAACAAAUGGCUGUGGCCAGCAACACCAGAAUUGCCUUCUGCUGGUGCUGUUGCAGAAAAAGUUGUAUGGAAUUGUACCCAGGUUUCUGCUCCUGCUAGCUAACAUGCUGAUCAAACAAAGAAUUUUACUUAAAAUCUUCAUUUAGCCAAGGUGCAAUAACUGAGAAACUGGGAAGUUUCAGUAUGCAUGAUUUGACUGCUAUACAAGGAGAUGAGUCUGUUGGACAGAGACCUUAUCAGACAUUGCCAGAAGCUAAAAAGAAAACCAGAGCCUCUGCAAGUGAAUCUUCAGGUUACAAAACCCCACUGGAAAAAAAUCCUGGAGAUGAUAAAACAGAUGAAGAGAUGGAGGGGACACAUUCUGAGGAUGAAAUGUUUGCUCAGAGAGGCCUUCGCAGAACUCAGAGUAUGAAGUCUGUGAAAACUAUUAAAGGCCGUAAAGAGAUACGAUACGGAUCACUAAAAUACAGAGUAAAGAAGAGACCCGUUGUAUACUUUUAAGUGAACUGCACAAUUCCUGCAAGAGAAACUGCUGUACUAUAGUAACUUGAAUUCAAGUGUUAAAGAUCUGUGUACAAUGCCUAGAAUGAGUCUGUAUGAACAGAUAUGGUAGGACUUGGUUUUGUGAGCCCAAGUGGUCAGAUAAAGUAUUACUCUGUUUUUCUAUAAUUGUGUCAUGUUUAGAUUUAAAUCUGGACAAGUUACAGCAUGGAUUUCAGCACUGCUUAAAUAGGAGUAAAAUGAGUAAUAGGAAAUACUCCUUUGCCAGAGGUAUUGAACAGAUUGAAAUAAUUGCAAAUCAAAUUGAAUUAAGAGAAGCUGUAAGUAUGUAGAGCUUGUGAAAAUUGAACCAUAGUGUCCCCAAGUUUACACUGAAAGAUAAAUAUACUUGAAACAUUUUUCUGAACUACAA
This is a messenger RNA of Cyanistes caeruleus (blue tit), 1059 nucleotides long. NCBI's taxonomy places the organism in Eukaryota, Metazoa, Chordata, Aves, Passeriformes, Paridae. The record is from RefSeq and is a predicted model, not a curated record.